AGGAGGCGGCAGAGAUUGCGCUGGAGGUUGCCGAAGUUCACUCUAGAGCCGGGUUCCACAUCCGAAACUGGGUCUCCAACAACGCUGCGGUACUGCAGAGAAUCGGAGCGGCCAAUCCAACAACGGUGAAGCGUUUCGUGAUGGACAAGGAUUGUGGUUUUGAGCGCCUGCUGGGUAUGGUGUGGUUGCCGGAGGAGGACAUGUUUACGUUUCGCCUGAGUUUCCGAGAAGACCACGAUUUGUUGCUGUCCGGCGAAGAAAUCCCCACCAAGCAGCAGCUACUGAGCGUUGUUAUGAGCAUUUACGAUCCAACCGGGUUCCUAGCAGCGUUCAUAAUUCACGGAAAGAUUAUAAUCCAGGACGUUUGGAGGUCAGGCGUGGAUUGGAAGAACAAAAUUCCAGAUGAGCUAGUCCAACGCUGGAAACAAUGGAUUGCGCUUCUUCCCAAGAUCGAGGACUUGAAAAUCCCUCGUUGCUACUUCCCUGGUUACCACCCGGACAGCCUGAGGUCACUAGAACUCCAUGUUUUCGUCAACGCGAGUGAGUUGGCCUAUUCUGCUGUGGCACACUUCCGACUUGUCGACAGAGGGUCCGUGCGGUGUGCUUUCGUGGCAAGCAAAACCAAGGUGGCGCCAUUGGACCCGCUAUCCAUACCGCGUCUCGAAGCAAACGCGGGUGUGCUGGGUGUUCGUUUGCGUAAAUCCAUAGUGACCGGUCAUUCUCUACCUAUCACACGAACUCGUUUCUGGACUGACUCAAAGACCGUCCUUCAAUGGAUUAGGUCCAAGGAUCUUCGGCGCUACCGUCCGUACGUGGCCUUCCGGAUGAACGAAAUACUGUCCAUGUCAGCGGUCGCGGAGUGGGGGUAUUGUCCGUCCCGUCUGAACGUUGCUGAUCUCGCUACCAAGUGGGGAAAACAAGGUCCACCUCUGGAUAUCAACAGUCCUUUUUACCAGAGCCAGGAAUUUGUGUACGAUAAUCCAUCGGAAUGGCCGGAACCGUGCGAAGAUAUGGUGGAGCUGGCACCAGAAGAAUUGAGACCGUCAUUCGUGUUUGCUCAUUUCGUUCUGAAGCCAACGGUGAAAUGGGAGAGGUUUUCAAAGUGGGAGCGACUAUUGCGUACCAUGGCGUACGUCCAGCGAUUUAUCGCUCGCAAGCUGAACCGCGAGAAGAAGCCGUGGCAAGUCGACCUGACCCGAGAAGAGCUACAGAAAGCUGAGCAGAGUUUGUGGCGUCUUGCACAGUCUGAGGAGUAUCGUGACGAGGUGGCCACUUUGAAUCAGAAUCAACGAGUCCCAGCUGAUCAGCGAGAAUCCCUGGAAAGGUCAAGCAACAUUGUUAAACUCUGUCCCAUGCUGGACGAUGCUGGAGUACUUCGCGUAAGUGGGCGCAUACAAGCUGCAGAAUGUGUCGGCUACGAAACCAAACACCCAGUAAUUCUUCCACGAGAUCACCCGGUGACGACUUUACUGCUGGAAUACUACCAUCGGCGGUUCCAGCACUCAAAUAAUGAAACUGUGGUGAAUGAAAUUCGGCAGAAUUUAAGCAUUCCUAAGCUGCGGGUGCUCGUGAGGCUCGUGUCCAAUAACUGCAAGUGGUGCGAAGUAUACAAGUCUACUCCAGUUGUACCACAGAUGGCACCACUCCCGCGAGCUAGGUUGUCCCCAUUCCUGCGUCCGUUUACAUUCACCGGAGUGGACUACUUUGGGCCCUACCUGAUCAAGACGGGGCGCAGUAUUACAAAAAGAUGGGUUGCGCUUUUCACCUGCCUGACGAUCAGAGCUGUCCAUCUUGAGAUCGUUGCAAACCUUUCGACGGAGUCGUUCAAAAAGGCAGUUCGGAGGUUCAUCGCGCGUAGAGGGGCACCACAAGAAAUUUAUUCGGACCGAGGAACCAACUUCCAAGGAGCUAGCAGUGAGUUAACGAAGGAAAUAAGUUUGAGCAUCAACAAGGAGCUGGCCAGUACGUUCACCGAUGCUCAUACUCAGUGGCGUUUCAAUCCCCCCGCGGCACCGCACAUGGGAGGCUCGUGGGAGAGGAUGGUGCGUUCCGUAAAAGCUGCGCUAGGAGCGAUACCGUUGGAGCGCAAAUUGGACGAGGAAUCGAUGGUGACCAUGUUAACAGAGGCGGAGCACAUGGUGAAUUCCCGCCCACUUACGUUUAUCCCUUUAGAAGGCGCCGAUCAGGAAUCGCUCACGCCGAAUCAUUUUUUACUCAUGAGUUCGAGCGGGGUUCAACAGCCGGUGAAGGAUCCGAUGUGCGAAGGCGCGGCUUUGAGGAACAGCUGGAACCAGAUCCAGCACGCCUUAGAUGAGUUUUGGCGACGGUGGGUAAGGGAAUAUUUGCCAACUUUAUCAAGACGAUCGAAAUGGUUCGAGGAAACGCGGCCGCUCAGAGAAGGAGAUCUUGUGGUCGUCGUAGAUGAGGGAACGCGAAAUCGCUGGCAAAGAGGACGAGUUUUGCGGACGUAUCCGGGCAAGGACGGGCGUGUACGACGGGUAGAUGUGCAAACAGCUAAAGGGAUUCUACCAAGUCGCGCAGUCGCCAGAUUGGCAUUGCUGGAUGUAGGAAAUGUUGGUGACGCCGAAGGAACACUUCCGGCGACACGAGGGGGAGAAUGUUAGUACCAAUCUGCGCUGACGAUACCCCCCGUUGGGGCUAGAGCCACUGGCUAUACAUGAGCUUUAGUUUCUGGUAGGGAGAAGAACGUCAGUGUGACUUGUCAGGGUCGUUUGUUAUCACAGUGCAAUUUCACCUAAUCGAACGCACAUACGCAAUCGAAACAGCAGUAGAAUUACUAAUCUAAAGAUUCUACCUAGGAUUGCGCGAAUCGAAGAGUUCUUUCUGUUUAGUGGACGAACUUAAAAAGGGCACUAAAUCUUUGAGCUGAACCACAGUACGAACUAAGUCUGCUUCUUUGAUUGGCCCGAAC
This is a messenger RNA of Culex pipiens pallens (northern house mosquito), 2932 nucleotides long. RefSeq lists its product as uncharacterized. Gene Ontology annotation, molecular function: nucleic acid binding. The transcript has 3 exons. The record is from RefSeq and is a predicted model, not a curated record. Gene Ontology annotation, biological process: DNA integration. Bases 141 to 2624 code for a protein of 827 amino acids. Lineage: Eukaryota; Metazoa; Arthropoda; Insecta; Diptera; Culicidae.